GAGCUAAAGGCGGAGGAGCGUUCAGUCGGACGCUCUCGGGUUGUGGAGCAGCAGCAGCGGCGCGAGCCCGCGGUGGGGGACCGCGUCAGGCUGUUUUCUAUUGACCAGUGAAGAGCCCGCAGAGAGGACAAACAGUGGAGGAAGUGAGCAGAGGCGAACACAGUAAUUGCAUUUUUGUUUGCCCUGUGGGGAAAAUGGGCUAUAUGACCCCAUCAUUCACCUGUAAGGCUCCCCAGUAAACAGAAGGAUGACAGAAGCAGCUGUAGAAAACACAGAGGUGUUCAUCAAACCCUGCGAUGUGAUGUCAUGCCAGAGCUGCCCCUCCCCACCGCCAUGCCUCCCUCUCUGCAAUCAGAAGGAAGGUGAGGACCGUCAGGCUGACGGUAAAAAGCUCGAGCAGCAGAAACACUGCGACCAGGUGCAACCAAAGAAAAAACUCAAGGCCAAAGGGAAGUUAGUGCGCAGCAUGGCUGUCAGCGAGGAGUCCUUCCCGCUCAAAGAAACCAACCCCUCUCCAGACGCAAACAUCUCACCGAGCUGCCAUGACAACCAGAUGACUUCCUGUAAGGAGGAAGAACAGACAAGCUCGGAUCCAAAGAUGCAUUCACUGUCCAAAGAGUCCAGCGUGGAGUACAAGGACUCCACCGGCAUCGACCUACAUGAGUUUAUUGUCAACACCCUGAACGGCAACCCCAGAGAACGUCUGAUGCUGCUCACGCUGGAGCAAGACAUGAUCGACUUCCUCACCAGCAGUAGCCCCUUUAAAAAGUUCCCUCACAUGUCAUCCUACCACCGUAUGCUGGUCCAUCGGGUGGCGGCCUACUUCGGCAUGGAGCACAACGUAGACCAGACCGGGAAAUCUGUCAUCAUCAACAGAACCAGCAACACACGCAUACCGGAGCGGCGUUUCCUGGACGAGGUGCCUAAAGAGAAGACCACUGACAUCCACCAGUGGAGAACCAUUUUGAAGAGGGACAACAGUUCAGACGAGCAGGGCCGGCGCCACAUUUUCCGCGAAAAGCAAAGCAAGUCGAUGGAGGAGAGAGAGGAGGAGUACCAAAAGGUGCGGGAACGAAUCUUCAACAAAGAGCCACCCUGUACUCAGGAGAGCGCCCGUGUGGAAACCAGGGAUGUGGAGGAGUACAAUCCAUAUGCUGAGACCCAGAGGAAAAGACUGCUCUUCAGGGGGAGCCGUGACAGCUCAGGCUCCAGCUGGACAGGAAGCAGCAGGCAGAGCAGCACUGAGACGGACUGUCGCUAUAGCAACGACCCCCGACCCUGGAGCAGCACCGAGUCGGAUUCCACCAACCAGUGGACAAGUUUCACCCCCAAACCCCACCAACUUGCCUGUCCCAGCUGGGACGCACGAGGUUCAGGCUCCAUCUCUCUUUACAGACUGUCGCCCGCUUGUCCUCGCUCUUCUCCUCCUCCCAUCAUCGAGGAGACGCCUCCUAACUCUGCCUUCAUUGCGGAGAACGGCAUCCCACCGGGGAGCAUAUUAGUGAACCCAGCCACCGGGCAGCCUUUCCUCAACCCCGACGGAACGCCUGCUGUGUACAACCCUCCAGACAAUCAGCAGCCAAUCAGGAGCCAGACUCAGCUGCAGGCAUCUCCGCCCCAGGUGGUUCAGUACGCGUCUGUCUCUUACACAGCUCCACAGAUGUUGCCUGUCCCCCCCUCACAGCCAUACUCGACAGUUGAAGAUCUCUCCUCACAGUUCGCUCAUGUGACAGUGAGCUGCCAGUCCACAGGAGACGGACCACCCGUCUACCCUCCCAGUCAGGGUUACAUCUAUGCAGCAGCUCCUGCCCCGCUCACCCCCUCCAGCUACUUCCAGCCCUCACCUCAGGUGCCUGUGUAUUAUUUUGGACAGUACCCUACCUCAGCUCAGCACGGCUGCAGACCAGUCUCACCCACCCAGCAUGUCCACAGCCAAGCAGCACAACCAACAGGUUACAGUCCUGCUAUGAGGGUGCAGCCAUCUUCCCACACCCAACCCCAACCGGUGAUGGGCACCUACCCACCGGUCGCCCCCCUCCAGUGUAGCAUGGUUCAGGGGGGUGCUUCGGUGCCCUUUCCCCAAAGUAAAGUUGUAACUGGGGGAGUUGGGGAUGCGGGAUACUGCUGCGUGGCUCCCCCUCCCUCCCACCACGGUAGCUGCCAUCCUCCCAGCUGCUCCAACCUCAGCGCGCCGGCCUGGAGCGCGCAGUACUGACGGAGCGACGACACCUCGGCUCCCGCUCCAAGUCACAUGCUCGCACACGUUUUGAAACACAAACACAUUGUUUCGCACUCCUACGCUCAUCUCCCGAUGAUGUGGGCGCGCUGUUCGCACACGGAAAACAUAACCCUCGCUCACAGAUAAAUGUUCCACUGUACCAAAGCUUUAGUAGAAAAUAUAUCAGAGCUGCUGUACUGAAUGCAUAAUUUAUAUACACAAAUGGGAGUUUUAUAUUGUUAUUAAAUUAUAUAUUGUGUUUUAAGGAAAUGCACUGUGUGAAGAGAAUAAAGUGCCAUGGCUUGACUGAUGAGGUCACACUGUCUGCAUCAUCCUUCCUCUGAACUUGACGACAGUAUUGACAGAUGCAGCUAGAA
This is a messenger RNA of Nematolebias whitei (Rio pearlfish), 2595 nucleotides long. RefSeq names its product cAMP-regulated phosphoprotein, 21 (gene arpp21). Lineage: Eukaryota; Metazoa; Chordata; Actinopteri; Cyprinodontiformes; Rivulidae. The transcript is spliced from 20 exons. Bases 248 to 2215 code for a protein of 655 amino acids. The record is from RefSeq and is a predicted model, not a curated record. Gene Ontology annotation, molecular function: nucleic acid binding. Gene Ontology annotation, cellular component: cytoplasm.